This is a messenger RNA of Pogoniulus pusillus (Red-fronted tinkerbird), 4010 nucleotides long. RefSeq names its product RFNG O-fucosylpeptide 3-beta-N-acetylglucosaminyltransferase (gene RFNG). Gene Ontology annotation, cellular component: Golgi membrane. Gene Ontology annotation, molecular function: O-fucosylpeptide 3-beta-N-acetylglucosaminyltransferase activity. Gene Ontology annotation, biological process: pattern specification process; regulation of Notch signaling pathway. The coding region runs from base 366 to 1517 and encodes 383 amino acids. The transcript has 8 exons. The record is from RefSeq and is a predicted model, not a curated record. NCBI's taxonomy places the organism in Eukaryota, Metazoa, Chordata, Aves, Piciformes, Lybiidae.
GGGGCGCCGCCAGACCGCAUCCAACAGGUGAAGCCCUUAAAGGGGCCGCGGCCAGGCACCGGGCACGCCUCUCCGCCGGGGCACCAGGGGCGGCACAGGCAGCGUGGGGCUCUCGUCGCCCGCGGGGCCCGGCUGUUCUUGCUGAGACACGCCGCUUCGGGAGGCCUUCCGUGCGGAUCAGCGCGGCCGGGGGUGCCUGCGUGCACCCCUUCGCCGGCCACCGGCGCUGCCGCCGCCUCCCGCAGCGCGGGGGCUGCCUGGCCGGGACUGGCCGCGCUCCCGGCGCCGGCGCUUCUGGAGCCGCCGCCCGCCCGCGGGGCCAUGAGGCGGCCGCGCAGCGCGGUGGGGGCCCGCGGGGCUGCAGCAUGAGCGGGUCCUGCCUGGGGCUCCGCAAGGCCUGCUUCCUGCUGUCCGUCAGCGCCGCCGCCCUCCUCCUCCUCCUGCUGCCGCGGGGGCAGCCCCCUGCCGCGCCCCGCCGUCGCCCAUCGCCCGCCGCAGGGCCUAGUGGCCCACCGCAGCAGCGGGCGGGCCCCGGGGGGAGCGGCGUGCACGGCACACGGACGAGCUCUCGCGGGGAGCCGAGCGGCGGGCCGGGGGCCGCGGCGGGCGGCCGUGGCGGCGGCCUCGCUGGCAGCCUGCAGCCUGCGCUGAAGGGCCGCGUCGGGCCAGCCGGAGCCUCGGCCAGGGAGAGUCUGGAGCUGAAGGACAUCUUCAUUGCGGUGAAGACCACAAGGAAGUACCACAAGAGCCGGCUGGACUUGCUUCUCCAAACCUGGAUUUCCCAGGCGAGGGGACAGACGUUUAUAUUCACAGACUGGGAGGAUCGGGAGCUGCGCCUGAAAGCAGGGGAUCACAUGAUCAACACCAACUGUUCUGCUGUCCAUACCCGGCAAGCUCUCUGCUGCAAGAUGUCUGUGGAAUAUGAUAAAUUCCUGGAAUCUGGGCAAAAAUGGUUUUGCCAUGUGGAUGAUGACAACUAUGUAAACCCUCGGACUCUCCUGCGUCUCUUGUCUGCCUUCUCACACAGCCAGGAUGUCUAUGUGGGGCGACCAAGCCUAGACCAUCCCAUUGAAGCAGCUGACCAUGUCCAAAGUGAUGGAUCAAAGACAACCGUGAAAUUCUGGUUUGCCACAGGUGGAGCAGGCUUCUGUAUCAGCAGAGGUCUUGCCCUGAAGAUGAGUCCCUGGGCCAGCCUGGGUAAUUUCAUCAGCACUGCAGAAAGAGUGCGUCUUCCUGACGACUGCACCAUUGGCUACAUCAUCGAGGGGCUGCUGGAGGUAAAGCUCCUGCACAGUCCCUUGUUCCAUUCCCACCUGGAAAACCUGCAGAGACUACAAGGCGAGUCUGUGCUGCAGCAGGUGACUCUAAGUUAUGGGGACCCUGAGAACAAGCACAAUGUUGUGAGUGUGGGAGGAGUGUUUGGCCUUCAGCAAGAUCCAACACGAUUUAAAUCUGUCCAUUGCCUACUCUAUCCUGAUACUAUUUGGUGCCCUGCUAAGAAGAGUCGUAAUUCCUGACCAAAUGCUGAUACCUGUAUCUUCCCUAGUUUGUGUAAGACAGGAAAUAUGGUCAACUCCCGACGUAUUUCUUCCUUUUACUGGGGGACAGCCAGAGGUAUCUACAAAGAAGGUAGAUGGACUCUGUUUGCAAAAGCAAGAAGCUGUGGUUUGUUCAGCUGCAGCUUGGGACAUUCCAAGAAGAAUCCUUGUUCUCCUGUGCAGUGGUUCUUCAUAAAAUGACCAGAGUCAUGUGUAGAAGUCACUUUACACUUUGGUCUUAUGUCAGGUGAAUCAGUGCUUGGACACAACCUAGGCAAAGGCAGUACUUGGAAUGAUAGCAUUCUUACUACUGUUAGGGGCUUGUAGAGGCCACUGUCCUGAAGCUGGAGUGCUAUAGCAGACUGUAGUCCCCAUGGUGACAAGAGAGGGGAAGCUUUCAUGCAUCUUUCUUGAGAACAGAAUGAUUUAAGAGCUUCUGUGGCCUGCCACAUUAAAACGGCACCUGUGGGCCGGAACAGGGUCUGUUUGUAAACCCCUUGAAGCCUUGGAAUCACUAGGGUAAAGAAGGCUAAAAGCCUUUGUCAUGGGAAGACCCUGUGGAAGGGUAAAGCUUACUGAGGACUGGAUAAGAGUUGCUUGCAGUGCACAUUCUCUCCUGUAGUUCAUAUGUACCUCCCAUGGAGGUGAUUGUCAGACUUGGCUCCCUUUCCAGAUGAAUUGCAGUGGUUGUUGAUUACGGUGAUGGUCUGCCAGGUCCAAGACUAUUCCCUUGAUAUUUGAUACUGAAGAAAUAUUUGCCAGGCUAGAUGGUAACCACAUCUCCUGCUUUGCCCACAGCAGGUUGUAUGAGCUAGAGCAUGCUUGCUGGUUGAUGAAACAUGCCCUGUUUCUGGAUCUUUUGCUGUCUGUGAGGGAGGAGGAAGGAAUGCUAGAUAGCUGUAAUGCCCUGAGGAAGCUUUUGAUGGUAUUGUUUGAAGACCUUUAAUUGUAUGACACUGGUUACUCCAGCUUCUUCAUAUAAUCUUCUGAUUCCUUUACAGUCUAGGUCAUUGUUGUUUUUUCUUCUUGAUGUUUCAAUAAACAGUUCUUACAGUCCCUAAAAGGAGAGACUACACAUUCAUGUAAAGGAAGAAGUUCAGUGUUGUAGGACUAUCACCUGCUGCUGCCUUUCAAAUAAUCUUAGUUGUGAAAGUGGAAGAAAUGAGGCUCCACAGGUUUACUUUUCUGUCAGCCCAAACUUUGGCCAUGUGCAAUCCCUACCCAACAUGAAGAACAGUGUAAAAAACACCUUUGCAGAACCACUCUUUACUUUCCCACACUCUUCAGAAGACACAAGCUGGUUUAGUGCAGGAGCCUGAGGUUGAAUUAUGGGGAGCACAAUAGAAGGAUAUUGCAGAACCUGGAACUAUGAUUAAGGGCUAGAAUGUGGACAUGGCAAAAGCUUCAGGUUUCUGAACACCUGUGCUGGGCUGUGCUGUGGACUUGAGUUAGCUUCUUACCUUCCUGCCAUUUGCAAAGUGGUGUGAUGUGGACCUGCAGUGUAUUCAAGUAGGAAACUCAGCAGGUGUCAGCCUCCUGAAAUACUGUUCCUUGUGCUCUUUUCUUAGCACAAACCUUUCAGCAUUUCACCUGGGUCCUCUGUCCUCUCUGCAUGGUUUUAAUGAGUUUGUUUGCUGCUCAGUGGAAUUGACUGCUACUUGCUACAGUCCUGCAGUUCAUUCUUCAAUUUCUCCAUGUCUAUUAAGGGGACAAUGAAGUAUGGGAAUAAGAUGCUGCAGGAAACUGGAUCAAAAUCCAGCUAGCACUGUGGCUGUUCUAUGGCAGGUACACCUGUAACACUGACAGCCUGUUGCAGAAAAUGGAGAAGGACUUACAGAAUAGUAGGUCAUGGUAUGUUCUACCUCUCUAUUAAGUCUUCUGCUCACUAGAAUUGAAGCAUUCUGUGGUUUACUAAUUUGUCAUUAAUAGCUCUGGAGAUUUCUGGUACCUAACUAGCUACUUUUCAAAAACACUUGUUAAGGUCUUGUUUUCAACCUCCUAUUGCCAAUAAGCUUUAAAACUUCAGGAGUGAUGAAGCUUUGACUUCAAACACUGACUCUGGACUCUUGUUGGAGCUUCUCUUCCUCAUCCACUGAUAGCAGCCUCUUGUAAGAUAUCACAGACAGCAUUGGUAGUGAUUAUGUGGCAAACUGCAAUUCUAGAGUGACACCACUUCAUAUGGAUAGCAGCAAAACUGAGUGGCAGAAGUUUCACGCUAGUCACUGGUCACCCUAAACAAGAUGUGCCAAAGAGGCAGUGUAUGGUGAGCUGGUAGGGUGUUCAUUGAAGUGAAGGUCCACAUCCUCCUGUGUGGCAAUAUGGAACUGUUCAGUGUGUGUAAGCUUCUCUUAAGAGUUUCUGGUGCUGAUGAUACAACAGGCUCUGUGGGUAUAUUGGGAUACAGCUUUGUAAUCAAACUACUGUCUUCUAUGUAAAGUGAUUCUACAAAAUAAAUAUUUAAAUAUGUCAAAA